UUGAAAGCAGCAGGUUUGGAGCGAACAGCGAGGAGCCGUUACUUGUUUACAUAUUCAUAUAUUUAUAGAUUUGUACAGCUAUAUUUUUACAUAUUUAGGUAUUUACACAUUCAGACGUGUCGAUAUUUGAGUAUUUGGAUAUUAAAGCUGAGUUAGAUGAUGUCUGAGGGCGGCGGUCUGUGUUUAUCUGAGGGUGGAGAGCUGCAGCGGUUGGUGGAGGAUCAGCAGCCCGCUCAGAGUGAACCGGAACCCGGAUCCAAAAUGUCACCAAGAGAGCUGUUUCAGGAUGAAGGUGGUGAAGAUAUUGAUGCUGAUGAGCAAGAUGAUGAAGAUGAUGAUGGUGAAGAUGACAGCGGCACAGAUGUCCUCUCUAACGAAGAAAAGCCGUGCACACAUUUACAGCGGGCCGAGCCGUUCGGUAGCGGGGGGCUGCCUCACGUCUUCCAGACCAGUCACCUGGUUUUCUACGAGAGAUUUAAAGCAUAUCAGGAUUACAUGCUGGGGGACUGUAAACCGUCUGAGGUGAAGGACUUCACUGCGGAUUACCUGGAGAAGGUGGUGGAGCCGUGUGAUUGGCAGGCGCUGUGGCACACCGACGUGUUUGAUGUUCUGAUUGAAGUGGUGGACGUGGACUAUAAGGAGCUGCGGGCGAAGGUGGAGCUGGUUCUGCCGCUGCAGUGCGAGGCUCGUGGCUGUGACCUCACAGAGGAGGCCAUGAAGACGUUACUGGAGGCCACUAUGAAUAAAGUGCCUCUUCAGGAGCUCCACGCCGUUUAUGAUGAGUCUGGAGACUUUGAUCAGACGGCUUUGGCUCUGGAGCAUCUCAGGUUUUUCUACAAGCACAUCUGGAGGCAGUGGGACGAGGAAGAUGAGGAUGAUGAGUUUGACUACUUCGUUCGCUGCGUAGAGCCUCGUCUCAGACUGUACUAUGAUAUUCUGGAGGACCGUGUGCCGGCGGGGCUGGUGGAGGAGUAUCACUCUGUUCUGCAGCGCUGCUCCCAGACGUUCCGGGAGUUUUCCAGCCUGCGGAACGGCCUGAGCAGCGACUCCGAGUCGGAGCUGGAUAACGUGUCCAUGGUGGAGGGGCUGCGCAUGUACGAGCAGAUGGAGACACUCAAACGCAAACUGCGCAUCAUCGAGAACCCGCUGCUCAGGUAUGUGCUGGGCUACAGGAUGAACUGCGGUCAGCUGUCCUGCAGUGCUAAGGGUGAGCGCCCCGGCGGGGGCAGGGUGGUGCACGUGGUCUCCAGCUCCAGCAGCGUCCAGCUUCUUCACGGAUUAAUGAUGGAGAAGCUCCUCCCACUUUACUCUGGCAAGGAGUUCGAGGUGCAGUUUCACAGUGACCCCUCAGUAGCAGUCAGCUCCUGUUAUGAAGGUGAUGUGGUCAUUAUCUGCCCUGGUCACUAUACCGUCACCAACUCCAUCAGCAUCGCAGACUCCAUCCAGGUGGAAGGUUACGGGCUGCCAGACGAGAUUGUUAUUGAGAAGAGAAAUAAAGGAGACACGUUUGUGGAGACGACCGCCCCCGACGUCAAGAUCUCCAACCUGAAGUUCAUCCAGCACGACGCUAUUGAAGGAAUAAUGUGUGUGCGUCAGGGGAAGCUGGAGAUGGAGAACUGUGUGCUACAGUGUGAGACUACAGGAGUGAUCGUCCGCACCUCGGCUCAGCUCAUCAUGAACAUGUGUGAUCUUUAUGGCUCUAAGGGAGCCGGUGUGGAGAUCUAUCCGGGCAGCGUCUGCAGUCUCGUGGGAAACGGCAUCCAUCACUGCAAGGAGGGCAUCCUGAUUAAGGACUUUGCGGACGCGCUGGACGUCCUUCCUCAGAUCACCAUGGUGAACAACGUGAUCCACAAUAACGAGGGUUAUGGAGUGAUACUGGUGAAGCCGGAUGCUCGCGGUGCGGAGGGUCAGCCUGCAGACGCCCAAAGUACAGGAGGCGAGGUGGAGGAGGAGCAUAAAGAAGGCGGGGCUAUGGAAGCAGAAGGUGGGGCUACUGAAGGAGAAGGUGGGCCCGCAGCAGCGGAGGCGGGGUCAGACUGUGACGUGCCGACCAUUGUGGUGGAGGAAAGUCCAGCCGAAGUUCAGCCGAGCUUGGUUCCUCCGGAGUUCACCGAAGGCAAUGAUGCCAUCAAGCGGGAGCUGGUCGCCACCUCGGUUACGAAGCGGCGCCUCCAGAAGAGUCGCAUGAAGGAGCUGGGAGCCAUGCAGGCCGACGAGAACCUGCUGUCUCAGGAAAUGUUCGUUUCUAUUCACGGAAAUCAGUUCCGGCGUAACGGGAUGGGCAGCUUCGGAACAUUUCUUUAUUAAAAACUGACCGAGCGGAGUGUUGACGCCUGGGGUCACUCUGUAGUCGUGUUCUGCCCAAACUCUGAGUCUGAGCUGCUCAUCUCUAUGAGAAAAACUCAACAGUGUUUUCAGAAAUUGCUGCUUUCUCACCCUUUUGUAAACAAUGUUCAGAAACAGAAAUAGUUUAUCUUUCCGAGUGAAUCCUCUGAAUCACGUAGUUGUUAGUCUAACUACAAACUAAUGCUGCUUACUGAAUUAAGUGCAUGUAGCAGUAGUCAUAUUUCAGCUCCUUAAAGGGGAACUCCACUGAUUUCUCAAAAUUCCCCCCAUAACUCAGUGUGUGAGAUGUAAUCAGAGUGAUUCAGAGUGGUUUGGUGU
Molecule: messenger RNA, 2664 nt
Organism: Colossoma macropomum (tambaqui)
Lineage: Eukaryota; Metazoa; Chordata; Actinopteri; Characiformes; Serrasalmidae
Gene: shcbp1
Product: SHC SH2-domain binding protein 1
Exons: 13
Coding region: 157-2307 (716 amino acids)
Biological process (GO): fibroblast growth factor receptor signaling pathway
Source: RefSeq, a predicted model, not a curated record